Molecule: messenger RNA, 6190 nt
Organism: Argiope bruennichi
Lineage: Eukaryota; Metazoa; Arthropoda; Arachnida; Araneae; Araneidae
Product: hypoxia-inducible factor 1-alpha-like
Exons: 14
Coding region: 117-2651 (844 amino acids)
Biological process (GO): cellular response to hypoxia; regulation of transcription by RNA polymerase II
Molecular function (GO): DNA-binding transcription factor activity, RNA polymerase II-specific; RNA polymerase II transcription regulatory region sequence-specific DNA binding; protein dimerization activity
Source: RefSeq, a predicted model, not a curated record
AACAGUCUUUUCUAUAUAGCUCCGAGACACGUGAACAUUUGUGUUUUGUAGUGUUCUUAAACAGGAUUUUUUAAAUUUACAGCAAUUAAUUGGAUUAACAAUAGUGAUUUCUCACCAUGUGUGGUGGAAAAGUGGCGAUUCCGCCGAUUGUCAAGGAAAAAAGAAGAAAUUCCGAGAAACGCAAAGAGAAAUCCCGAGAUGCCGCUCGAUGCCGGCGCAGCAAGGAAUCGGAAAUUUUCUCGGAUCUGUCGGCGCAGCUGCCCCUCGCCCAAGGGGUUGCCUCGACCCUCGACAAGACCUCCGUCAUGAGACUCACCGUCGGAUACCUCAAAAUCAGACAGAUGAUUCAACUCUUGAUUCCUUCCAAAAAAGAGGAGCUCUCCACAAUAGAUUCUUUCUCAUCCUCUCAUCUUGAUGGAUUUAUCUUGGUUUUGUCAGAAGAAGGAGAUGUUAUUUAUUUAUCAGAAAAUGUUGAGCAGUUUAUUGGCAUUUCACAGGUUGAAAUGCUGGGGCAGAGUGUGUAUGAAUUUUCUCAUCCAUGUGACCAUGAUGAAAUCAAGACCAUUCUCACUGCUAAAGUGCCUUUGAAAGAAGAUGGCUCUACUCCAGAAGGAGAUUACUUCUCCAUUUUUGUUCGUAUGAAAUCAACAAUCAAAACGAGAGGAAGAGCUGUCAAUCUCAAAUCAGCCACAUAUCAAGUAAUUCAUUACAUUGGUCACAAAUUGGGUAAACCUGAUUGGCUAGAUGCUGAUAAAUGCCCAGCCUUUGUUGUGUUGAUCAUUGGGCAACCCAUUCCACAUCCAGCUCAUAUUGAUGUGCCUUUAGACAAAGACAUCUUCAUCAGCAGACAUAGUCCAGACAUGAAGUUUACAUAUAUUGAUGAAAAAGUAACUGAUUUUCUGGGAUACAAAAGUUCUGAGCUUAUGGGAAAAUCUGUAUACUCCUUUUAUCAUGCCUUAGACAUAAAAUCCUUGCUCUCAUCAUUCAAGACAUUAUUUGCUAAAGGACAAGUCGAAACUACCUAUUAUCGUUUUCUUGCAAAAAAUGGGGGCCAUGCGUGGCUGCUGACUCAAGCAACUCUGAUCUAUGAAAACGGUUGCACCAAACCAGAAUGUGUAGUUUGUCUUAAUUACGUACUAAGCAAAAUUGAGAACCAGGAUGACAUCGUGAGUGAGGAGCAAGAAGUUGCUGCAAAAGUUUCUUGCUCGGAAGAGACUAAACCAGGUGCUGUUUCCCUCUCCACCACCUGUGCCAUCUUCACCCCCAAAGAACCAGUUAUGAGCAAAGAUUUUCUCAAUUUUCCUGAUACAGACAUUCUCUUAUUUCAAGAGCCCCUCAAAGAUUCCAAGCUGCAGCUGGAACUUGGUCUAUUUCCAGAUGACCCGUGCAGCAUAGAGAGUGGCAUUUGCGAUGACCCCUUUUCAUACAGGGAUGACUCCUUGUCAUCUCCCAGCUACUGUGGAACACCAGAGUCCUCACUUCAUCUGCGUGGCAGCAAUAGUACCUCUCCCAACACACCUGAUUCUGGCAGUCUGUCAGACAUACCGAGCUUAGAUCCCAUUGAUGAAUUUUCCAAUUUGGACCUCAAGUUCACCAUGCCUCCCUCCGACAAAGAUUCAGAUUGCUAUGAGGAGGAUUUAGACUUCAGGGCUCCAUUCAUUCCCAUGCAAAUGGAUGAUGACUUUCCUCUGAUCAGCCCUUCCAGCUCUGUUAUGUGGGGACCCCAGGAACCUCUGUCCAAAAAACCCUCUCAGGACAGAUUAUCUGAGCCUGAACCACAACGAACUGUGCACAAGCAAAGUAAUCUACCUGAAAGUUCUCUCAAGUCCAGUCUAGCUGCCUUGCUACAGUCUGACCUGAAAAAGACCCUUCCCAACAAACAAGACAAAAGCAAUGGCAUGCACCGGAAAGAAACCACACUCCAAAAGAGGUGGCCUCACAACUCUAUGGACAAUAACAAUAGAAACAACUCUUUGAAGCAGCGAAAUUUCACUCCUUCAAAAGGUUACAACGGGGGCCAUGGAAACGGAGGUCAAAUAAUCAUGCUUGAAAGCAUACCCAUCAAAAAGCAGCCUGUCAAAUCCACUGCCUCUCAACGACGAAAUGGGCAAGCUGCUUCCAAUGACCGGCGGUCAAACUCACCUCCUUUUGGAUCGCACACAGCCACAGUUAAAGUACAUGAUCGACUGAUUAAGGUGCAGGUUUCUGUAUCAGAAUUACCGACGACACCUAUCGAGCACAAACAGCCCUUUCCCUCUCCUCCUGAUCCACCACCAAAGCGUUCCAGUCCAUCCCGCCCUGGAUCCACAGAAAGUCCCAAACGACUCAAAUUGGACAAUGGCUUCUCAGGUUCUCAGAGUAUUCCAGAAGACAGUGUUCUCAAAAAUCUCCUCGUCUUGGGAGAAGAUGCCAGUCGUGGCUACCUAAAUUCCGGCAGCAAUCGAUAUUCUGAAAAUAAGUACGAGCCUGCCGUGCUCUCCUUGCCAUCGAGUGAGUGUGACAAGUCCAACUUGGACUCUGGACUGCUUACAUGUGGGAACGAGCUUCUGGACUCUUUUUUGAAGGAAAUGCAGUACGAUCCUGAGCAGGGCGAUGACCUGCUCUCGAUGCUCGACCAGCCCCUCCUGAGGAACGUGCCCACACUUGUCUGAGUCCCUCACACCGUGCCUGCUGGAGGAGGAUUCCAUUUAUAUAUGUCUGUACAUUCAAGAGCCGAUCAUAUGGACUGUCUCCAUGUCAAAACUAUCGUGCCUACUUGGAUCAAAAGGCUUGCUUCUGUUUGUUGUUCUUUUUUUAAAAAAAACCCUCUUCCCUUCCGCAAGGGCUGAAUUAGAUUUUUAGUCACCUGCAAAUUCCUCCUGGGAAUCGGAUCUAGCAGAAGAGGAUUGAUACACAAGACCAUUCCAUGUUUUAUUCGAUAGUCUGCUUUUAAUUCGAUGUAAAGUUCAGGCGGAAUGAAUUGGUUUGGACUGAUGUUGAUCGGGUGUCGGUGGGCGAAUAAUCCGGCUUGACUGAUGUCAGACUUCACAAUUGGCAUCUGUAUUCACUUUUCUGUGAUUCGUUAGAUUUUAUUCUGUGAUUCUAAAUUUAAUAUUUUAAGUAAAUGGUUAUUUGACAUGCAUUGGGAAUGUGUGUAUACUUAAUGAUUGUAUUAUUUUUUAAAAUCCGUAUAACAACUGAGUUGUUUUUAAUAAUUUUAAGAUGAAUUUAUUAUCCUCUUGAAUUCAGUUGAUGUGUAAAGCAUUUAUGUUAUGUUGGUUCAAACAGUUUUUUUUUUUUUUUUAUGUUGCGAAAAUAUAAAAUUUCUUUAAUUACAGAAAUAAAAUAAGACACUUAAAGAGAUGAUUAAUUUGAUAAUUUCGAAGAAUAAAUCUUUAUUCAAUAAAUAAUUAAGUUGCAUUUAAUCUACACAAUAUUGUAUGAUAAAAGGAAUCAGAGUUAUUUGUAGUAGUAAAGAUUAUUUGGUUUUCAACAAAAUACCAAACGAAUUUCUUUCGAGAUGUGUUUUUUUUUUUUUUUUGUUUGUUUCUAAAAGUCUAAUUCAGCUGUGCUCCAUUGUAUUGUUCAUAACUUUCCAUCUUUGUCAUAUCCAGUCAUGAUUUUCUAUGUUUUGCUUCAAAUAAUAUUUAGUACCAUGACCAUUUCUUUAUUUUUCUAUCUUUCGCAAGAAGGGUGACAUGCAUUAGAGUAAUUAUUUUUUAGUCAAUGUGUAAACCAUUUGCAUGUUUUUCAUCUCUGUACCAAUAAGAAAAGAGGAAUGUUUGACUCGAAGGUGUAUUUAUUAUACAUGUACACAGUGCUCUCUGCAUAAUCAUUUGUAGAUUCAAGUUUUAUUUUUUAGAAAGCAGGUUCCUUUGUACCAGAAUUAUUUUUCUCUCUACUAGAGUUCUCAAUUUAGAAAGGCGAGUUUCCAGUCAUUGCAUCCAAAGAAGGAAUAGAAUUAGGUAUUUAAAUAGUUCCAAAAUGUAGGUUGAGACUGUUAGAAACAUAAAUACCAUGAAAUUUGAACUCAAAUUUUAAGAGUAAUUGUACUCAAAAUAUCCUCCAUAGAAAGAAGAAGAAGAAAAAAAAAAGUGCUUGUUUAUUAUUACGGUUGCAGAUUUACUUGGCGAUUUUCAGAUUACACCAAGAUAAUGGGUUUACUUGGCGAUUUUCAGAUAACAUCAAUAUAAUGAAUUUACUUAGCGAUUUUCAUUACUAAGCUCCAUUCUACAUCAGACGAUAGAUUUCACCAAGAUGAUUACCCCAAGAUCGCCAAGCUCCAUAAGAUGGUAAGACAGCUGCAUUCACGGGUUUACUUAGUGAAUUUUUGAUCAUGCCAAAAUUGCUAAGUUGGCGACGUUUACAUUUUUCGUGGUUUAUCGAGGGGAUCUUAAGAAUAAACAAGUACCAAAAGGAGUUGUGAGAAUUAAGUUAUAAGAAGAAAGUACAUGAAAGCAUAACUUGAAACUCGCCUGCUAUAUAUAUAUAUAUUUAUAUCAGCUUGUGUGUAUAGAUAUAUAUAUUCAUAUAUGCUUAAAUAUAUAUAUUUAUAUACACUCAUGAAUGAUAAGAGUUUCUUUAUAUAUCAGUGUCUAUUCUUUGGGUAGUAUCUUCAUCAUCCAGUAACACCCAAUGCUAAGACAUUCAAACUAUAUUGUACAGUUGUGAUAAUUUCAAUUAUAGUCAAAUGGUUUAUAUGUUCAAUGUCUGUUGAUCUGUCAGCUAUCUUUACCACCAUUUCAAUUUGACUGUUUCAAUUCUAUCUGUUAUUGGUGUAAAGAAACUUUUCCUCGAUGUGCUCUUAAAGUGUUUAACUGUGGCAAUGGCGUCUUAUGUUUCGAGUUUUCAUUUCUCACUUAAUGCGAAACUGUAGUAGCAAGCGGUUUUUAUUCUUUUGGAAGUAGGAUAGUGUAAAAACAACAACAAAAAUUAAAUUGAAUACUUCAAGAAAAUAUAGGUUGAAAAAAUCUUAGAUGUAAAGUUUCAUUCAUUUGCUUUGGUGUUAUACCCAUAAUUUGACUUUUCAGAAAUUAAUUGUAAAUUUUGGAAUACAAUUAUCAAUCACAUUCACGGAUUAAAGCUUUUCAUUACUGGUUAUUGCAGUGUCUUUAUGAUAUCUGUUCGAUAAUAGUAAAUCUACAUAAAAUAAUAAGUAUUAAUAAGUAAAAUUUGUAAAUAAAAUUAAUUUGUAACAGCUGUAAAGAACUUUAAUGGAAUUUAUUUUUAAUUAGUGUGUAUGGCCUCUUCUCUUAACUGUGUGAAUUAAAUAGUUCUAAAAAGAAAUGUUUUUUAAAUAUUUAACAAAUAUGAUUAAAAUCUAUUUUGUAAAGUUAAUAUAACAGAGAUAUAUAAAACUUCACCAGGAAAUGUAAUAAAUUCAAAGUAAAAAAAAAAAAAGCAAUAAAUAUUAGAAUAAGUUGGAAAAAAUUCUGUAUUUAUUUGCUGUACUUAUUUUCUCCCCUUUUCAAGCUAAAUUGUACUGAAGUACACUAUUCUUGAGACAUUAGAUUUAAAUAUCUUGUUAAUUUUAGUAAAUAACUCUAAUUGCUUCAAUUUUAAUUUUAUUUCAAUUAUUAGUUCCUCAACCAUUUUUUUUUUUUUUUUUUUUUUUUUGGUUAAGCUCAAACAAACAAUUACUUUUAAUAUCAGUGCACACAACGAAAAUCAUACCAUCCAUGAUAAAUAUGAAAUAUUAUAUUUAAAAAUUCAUAUAAAAAAAGCUUUAAAUAAACCCUCCAAACCGUUUUUUAUGGUGCUGCUGUGCUUAGAACCCUUUCAGAAGCAGCUGUCAUUUUCAGGUAUUCUGAGCUAAAAAAAAUCAACUAUUGUGAAAAUAGAUUUAUCUGUGGUCACAUAAAUUAAAGCAAAUUAUGACAGAUAUCCCAAAUAGUUUUCAAAAGUCAGAGUUUCAAUUUGAAUUUCAUUUCUAAAAUUAGCUCAUAAAAUUUCAGAAAACAUAAAUAUGUAUUUUACUUAAGUUCAUCACAUAAUGAUUUAGUUCUUGAGUUGAGAAUAAAGAGGAUUUUUUUUUUUUUUUUUUAUUCUCAACUCCUGCGCAUCAUUUGCUAUUCUCUCUGUACCUCAUUUCAUGCUUCAAAUAACCUCUGUUUUCUCCAUACAACAGAAGUGCCUGGUUAAUUUAUGGUAUUCAAAUACAAACUAUGUUUAUAUGUAUGACUAUAAUAAAUAUCUAAUUCUAUGAUAUAAU